CUUAACGAAGAGAAUCAAGAUCAAAACACAACACAAUAUGGAUGCAUUUUCGUACACUACCAUAGAAUUUGUUUGAAGUGCUUUUGACUCCACAAACGAUAACUUUGAAUAAAUUUGAAGGAGAUUUUGAGCUUUUUUUGACUUAAAUUUCGCCUAAAAAUGCGCUGCGUACCGAACUACUGGUUUAAAAGAGGCGUGAUACCAAAUAAUGAAAAUAGAAGUGUUUAACGUUUAAAAACAAAUACUGGUAUAUCAUGCAUUAAUUGGAAAUAGUAUCAUAAAUGAAGCAAGUAUGUCGAGUAGGGGGUUUGGAAAAUAUCGUCGAGCAAAUUGUCAAACAAAUUUGUCGUUUGAGAAACUUUUAAAGGAGAAUAGCAAUUGCCCCUCUGCAGCCAGGUCCACCGGUACGAUAGGGAAAUGGGGCAUUACUUCAUUUACGUCGAUACGUAAAGCUAAUGGUUUGUUAACAGGUGAUGAAAGCGAAAAGUUAGAGACUACUGUUAACAUUCCAAAACCGAAAAAGUUCUUCAAAAGCCGAAAUAAUGACCAACAAGAUUCUCAGCCGAUUGUCUACACCGGCAAAAGUGAUACUGGUAGCACAAAGCAUGCGAACGAGAGAUCUAAAAAAUCCAAAAAGUUUUUUACAUCAAAAAAUAAUCCGCCACCUGAAAAAGAAGUUCUCUGCCCUAACGCCAAUAACUCAAAAAGAGAUGAAAGUAAACCGCCGAUAGUUAUUAGAAUAUGUCGUGGCAAAUCUCAGCUUUUAAGCGAUUCUGAUGAGUCCGAAAGCACUCCCACGCCCUCCAGUACCCCAUCCACCUCCACCAUUACUUCGCCACGUUCCACAAAAGAUACAACAGCUCGUGUACCGGGUAAUAUUAGAAUUACAAGAUCGGCACGUCGCAGUAUGCAAUCGGAUCCCAAUACCAGUCCAGCUACUGCGGAUACGCCAGGUGACACGUUUUCCGCGCUUUUCACUUCUCCAAAAAAAGAUUUGGAGCUCUCACCUCAGUAUAUCCCCGCCGAGAAAUACGAGCUCGAACGUAAGGCAUUAUAUGACAGUUUACUUCGACCGGAUUCUCCCAAGGAAUCUGCGUCGGUCUCCGAAAAUCUGAAUCCCGACCUACUUCUGCCAGUCGAACCCGAAAAUAAAUCUGAUCCGCCCGAUAAAGUGGACGAGGGCUAUUGUGAUAUUCUGGAGACUGAAACGCAGAGAAUCGAAGAGGAAUGCUUCGACGACAACGUGGACCGUAGCGACAGUAUUGUAACCGAGCAGACUGUAGAAGAACAAUUUCCGGAACCGGUCGAGGAGGUCCCCCCCGAAAUUCCGGUGAACGACGUCGAAGCCGACUUAAGCGCGUUGUUCUCAGAAACGCCCUCCAAAAAACAAAAGGUGGAGGAGGAGUCCAGCGAGUCCGAAAACGAGGAAGUACCCGAACCGCAGCCGAGGCGAACCACCCGAAGUAUGGACAAAUCCAAAUUAUUUCCGCUUGAGAAACACAAAGAUGAGAUUUUCGAUAAGAUUCUGGAGAAGCCGCAACAUUCGGAUCCGUUGCCGUUGGCGCCCGUCAAGCUGGUGAUAUCGAAGAAAAAGGGGAGCAUAUUUAAAAGUAGGUCGAUGAUUGCCGACGGAAGUAAAAAACGGCGAGCGUUGUACAAACAUAAGUGGAGUGAUGAUAAGGAUGCGCCUAAAAAUAAUGAUGAGAAUAAAAGCGAAAAUGUGUCGACGUUUGACGAGUACGGGUUUAGCAAUGAACCUCUGAUGAGGAUUACUCAAGAAGGCAGCGAUGAGGAAUCUGAAGCUGUUACAAGUAUUAAAUGCAUGAAGCAAGACAAAGGAUAUUACACAGUAGUGCGUAACGUGAAGAAGGCGCAUCAAAUUCAAGAAAUUGGCGAAUUUCAAGAGUUCAACGACGACGUGGACUACAUCUUGGACACCCUUCAAGACAACAACCCCAUUAGUACGCGAUGCUUGUCGGCGAUAACCUUAGCAUCAAAAUGUAUGGCUCCCGCGUUUCGAAUGCACGUCAGAGCUCACGGUACCGUUGCGAAGUUCUUUAAAGCCCUUCAUGACGCCACAAAGGAUCAAAGUUUAGGAUUGUGCACUGCAACUGUGAUGUUUGUUUUAAGUCAAGAUCGGCUAAAUAUGGAUCUAGAUCGUGAUUGCUUGGAGUUAAUGCUCAACCUUUUAGAAUCGGACGUAAGCUAUCAACAAGCCUUGGAUGAUUGUGGUUUAAGUACGAUUCAGUUACAAAAAAACAAGCAAAAAGUGCGCGAAUUGUGUGCAGAAAUACAAAGCCAAGGUCAUUCGAAGCAUCUCAACUUGGAAAGCAUUACUGUGGGGCAGUUAGCUAUGGAAACAUUGUUAAGUUUAACAUCGAAGCGGGCGGGCGAAUGGUUUAAGGAGGAGUUACGAGAGUUGGGUGGUUUGGAGCACAUUAUUAAAACAAUAUACGAAUGCUGUCGACAAGUUUCUGAUUACGUUGUCACUUGGACCGAUGCACUUUUGGACAAGUUGAGAAAAAUCGAUAGGUGCAUGCGAGUGCUAGAAAAUGUAACACACAAUAAUGAGGAAAACCAAACCUACAUUUUAAAAUACAAUGAUGGUAUGAUCUUGGAUACACUUGUAAAGCUAUACAGACUAUGUGACUCAGAAGUGCCACUUUAUCCAGUUACUGAUAUAACUGAUAAGGAAUCAACUGGUACUGUUAUUAGGGAAGCUUUACUUGUGACAUUAAAGGUUUUAAUUAAUCUUACGCAUCAUUUCAGCAAACAAUCUAUGGGCAGUGCGCUUAUUGGUGCGCAACCUGGUAUUGUUGAAGCCAGUUUACAUUUACUACUACAAGUACCUCACUAUAUACCUGAGCAAAAGAAAUUUGAGCUGGGAGUAUUAGUUUUAAUGUUAUUGAUUAAUUUGAUACAGGAAAAUAACGCUAAUAAAAAGUUAUUAAUUGAUGCAAAGGCCCCUGCUGAUUUUGAAAGUGCCUUUGCUUGUGAUAAAAGUGCAUUAGAAGCGUUAAUUGAACAGUUUUAUUCGUGGGAAGAAUCCGCUAGAUUCGCAGAGAAGCGAACUGACGCAAUUUUAGAUGGAGAGAAAGAAGAUAAUGAAAGUGUACAGUAUAAAUCUAAUGAAGAGUUUAUUGAAGAAACCGUUGCUAAAUUAUUACAGAAGGCGGGCACGCAUAUGGAGUACACGUUUUUAGCAUCGUAUAUUGUUAUGUUACUUGGAUUUUUAAUUAUGAAUAAUGACGAAUUUCUGCAUAUAGUUAGAGGGUUUCUCAAAGGGCAUAAUUUCUCUAUAAUGGUUGAAAUGUUGAAAAAAUUUUUUAGUUUCAUGAAUUUAACGGCAUCGGCUGGUGCAUCGAGUGUUUGCGCUAUUAAAGCAACGGAAAAAGUUCUGAAGUAUUUAGAAGAAUCUGAUAAACAAAUUUCGAAUAGUGACCUGUCAGAUCUCGGUCAAUUACUUCCGCAGCACACUUAGUUUGGCCACACUUCGGUUCAGGGGUGAUUUUAAAAUAAGUCUCAAAAUUGUUUUUUUUCGCUCUUUUUAACAAUAAAUUGAUUUACAUUUUAAUUAACCACAAAAGUGCAAAUCUUUCACACUUAAUUGUACUAUCCUCAUAGCGAUUAAGAGAAUUUUGUAAAUAAUAGUUUGUAAGUAAUUAGUACUGUAUAUUUCAUCUAUAUAUUCUUUAUUUAUUGUACCAAAUUUUAUUACAAAAACUUCAUUGGAUCAUGUAUUGAUAAUUUUUAAAAGUAAUGACAAUUUUGUUGGAUUGUUUUAACUGUAUAUAAAUUAUGAUAGAUUAUUUUAGAUAUACCAGUGAAUAAAAUUUACACACGAA
Molecule: messenger RNA, 3845 nt
Organism: Photinus pyralis (common eastern firefly)
Lineage: Eukaryota; Metazoa; Arthropoda; Insecta; Coleoptera; Lampyridae
Product: protein wings apart-like
Exons: 12
Coding region: 293-3481 (1062 amino acids)
Biological process (GO): regulation of chromosome condensation
Source: RefSeq, a predicted model, not a curated record